CUCCCACCCUCCCCAGCCAGAGCCCUACCCACCCACCAGCCUGCCUGCAAUCUGCAUGCCGCAGGUCUCCGGAGAGAUCCAUCCAGACAGAACCAACCAACGGCCACACUGCAUCCACAUCGGCUCAUCUCACCCUCCUUACAACCCUCAGAGUUUGGCAAGAUGUCAGUGAAGGAGGGAGCUCAGCGCAAGUGGGCAGCGCUCAAGGAGAAGCUGGGGCCGCAGGACUCGGACCCCACGGAGGCCAACCUGGAGAACGCCGACCCCGAGCUGUGCAUCCGGCUGCUCCAGAUGCCCUCCGUGGUCAACUACUCCGGCCUGCGCAAGCGCCUGGAGAGCAGCGACGGCAGCUGGAUGGUGCAGUUCCUGGAGCAGAAUGGCCUGGACCUGCUGCUGGAGGCGCUGGCGCGGCUAUCAGGCCGCGGCGUGGCCCGCAUCGCCGACGCCCUGCUGCAGCUCACCUGCGUCAGCUGCGUGCGCGCCGUCAUGAACUCGCAGCAGGGUAUCCAGUACAUCCUCAGCACCCAGGCCUACGUGCGCCAGCUCUCCCUGGCUCUGGACACAUCCAACGUGAUGGUCAAGAAGCAAGUGUUUGAGCUGCUGGCUGCCCUGUGCAUCUACUCGCCCGAGGGCCACGCCCUGGCCCUGGACGCCCUGGACCAUUACAAGAUGGUGUGCAGCCGCCAGUACCGCUUCAGCGUCAUCAUGAGUGAGCUCUCCGACAGCAGCAACGUGCCGUAUGUGGUCACUCUGCUCAGCGUGAUUAACGCCAUCAUCCUGGGCCCCGAGGACCUCCGCGCCCGCACCCAGCUGCGGAGCGAGUUCAUCGGGCUGCAGCUGCUGGACGUUUUGACGCGGCUGCGAGAUCUGGAAGAUGCCGACCUGCUGAUCCAGCUUGAGGCCUUCGAGGAGGCCAAGGCCGAGGAUGAGGAGGAGCUGUUGCGUGUCUGUGGCGGCAUUGACAUGAACAGCCACCAGGAGGUCUUUGCCUCCCUGUUCCACAAGGUGAGCUGCUCCCCGGCAUCCGCCCAUCUGCUGUCGGUGCUGCAGGGCCUCCUGCACCUGGAGCCCACCCUCCGCUCCAGCCAGCUGCUCUGGGAGGCCCUGGAGAGCCUGGUGAACCGGGCUGUGCUCCUGGCCAGUGACGCCCAGGAAUGCUCCCUGGAGGAGAUGGUCGAGCGGCUCCUGUCCGUCAAGGGGCGGCCCCGCCCGAGCUCGCUGGACAAGGCCCACAAGGGCAUCCAGGCCGACCUAGGCCAGAGUCGGAGGGGCAGCUUUCCCCAGAACACGGGUGCCCCAAAGGCGUGGGUGGAGGACCAGCAGCCGGCAGGGGCCCUCAGCAGCCUGCUCGCUGUCAGCACGCAGGACACCGGCCACAUCAUGGCUUCACAGCUGACAGCCUUAGAGCAGCGGGUGCCCACCCCACUCCCGCCUGCACCGCCCCUCCCCGGCGCCACCACUGGGCCUCCUCCCCCUCCUCUUCCCCCCCCACCCCCACCACCGCCACUGCUAGGACCAGCCGUGUGCCCCCCACCCCCUCCACCACCCCCAUUGCCAGGACCAACCGUGUGCCUCCCACCCCUACCCCCUCCACCACCCCCAUUGCCUAACUCUAGUGGGACCGCACCUCCCCCACCCCCUCCACUGCCAAGCGUGGGAUGCCCACCCCCACCCCCACCGCUGCCCGGCACGGGAUGCCCCCCUCCACCCCCACCCCUGCCCGGCACCUCUGGGCCCCCUGCGGCGGGUGGCAUGGAGGAGGUCAUCGUGGCUCAGGUGGACCACCGCCUGGGCUCCGCCUGGGUGCCAAGCCACCGACGGGUGAACCCGCCCACGCUGCGCAUGAAGAAGCUGAACUGGCAGAAGCUGCCAUCCAACGUGGCACGAGAGGGCAACUCCAUGUGGGCCUCGCUGAGCAGCCUGGGCGCUGAGGUGGUGGAGCCAGACUUCUCCAGCAUCGAGCAGCUCUUCUCCUUCCCUGUGGCCAAGCCCAAGGAGCCAGCUGCAGCCCCGGCCAGGAAGGAGCCCAAGGAGAUCACUUUUCUGGACUCCAAGAAGAGCCUGAACCUCAACAUCUUCCUGAAGCAGUUUAAAUGCUCCAACGAGGAGGUCACCGCUAUGAUCCAGGCGGGAGACACCACCAAGUUCGACGUGGAGGUGCUCAAACAGCUCCUCAAGCUCCUUCCUGAGAAGCACGAGAUCGAGAACCUGCGCUCCUUCACCGAGGAUCGAACCAAGCUGGCCAGUGCCGACCAGUUUUACCUCCUCCUGUUGGGCAUUCCCUGCUACCAGCUGCGGGUCGAGUGCAUGCUGCUGUGUGAGGGCACGGCCGUCGUGCUGGACAUGGUGCAGCCCAAGGCCCAGCUGGUGCUCGCCGCCUGCGAGAGCCUGCUCACCGGCCACCAGCUGCCCAUCUUCUGCCAGCUGAUCCUGAAAAUCGGAAACUUCCUCAACUACGGCAGCCACACCGGUGAUGCCGACGGCUUCAAGAUCAGCACGCUGCUGAAGCUCACAGAGACCAAGUCCCAGCAGAGCCGCGUGACGCUGCUGCACCACGUGCUGGAGGAGGUGGAGAAGAGCCACCCGGACCUCCUGCAGCUGCCCCAGGACCUGGAGAAGCCCUCCCAGGCAGCCGGGAUCAACCUUGAGAUCAUCCACUCGGAGUCCAGCACCAACCUGCAGAAGCUUCUGGAGAUGGAGCGGAAGGUGUCCUCUUCCAUCCCAGAGGUGCAGGAGCAGUAUGCCCAGCGCCUCCAGGCCAGCAUCGCAGCCUCCCGGGCACUGGAGGAGGUGUUCCAGGCGAUUGAGCAGAAGAAGCUGGAGCUGGCCAGCUACCUGUGUGAGGACGCCCAGCAGCUGUCCCUGGAGGACACCUUCAGCACCAUGAAGACCUUCCGCGACCUCUUCAUCCGUGCCCUGAAGGAGAACAAGGACAGGAAGGAGCAGGCGGCAAAGGCCGAGAGGAGGAAGCAGCAGCUGGCAGAGGAGGAGGCACGGAGGCCACGGGACGAGGACGGGAAGCCUGUCAGGAAGGGAGGCAGGAAGCAGGAGGAAGUGUGUGUCAUCGAUGCCCUGCUGGCCGACAUCAGGAAAGGCUUCCAGCUGCGGAAGACAGCCCGAGGCCGAGGGGACGCAGAGGGGGGCGGCAGGGCGGCCGCUGCUGAGCCCCGGAGGGACAGGGCGCCUGUGACUACCAGUGACCCCAUGGGAGGUCCCAGGGCAGGCACCAGCUGCCCACCCUCUGAGCCUGGUCUUGACACUGCGGUGGCCACAGAGCCCCGUGGCUGGGACCUUGUGGAUGCCACUGUGCCCAGCCCGCAGCCCACGGUAGACCCACCGGAGGAGGGCGGCCCCAGGCCCCUGGAGAGGCGUUCUUCCUGGUACGUCGAUGCCAGCGACUUCCUGACCCUGGAGGAGCCCGCAGGCUCCGAGCCCCCGGGCUCCGAGCCCUCUGCGGGGGCCUGGCCAGUAGGACUGGGAGACGCUCAAGCCCUGAAGCCCCUCCAGUUCGCCAGUGACAAGCCCCCCGGGGCCAUGGGUUCAAGCCAAGACACUGAGGACCCCACAGUUUCGCGGGGCACCGACCAGGCCGAGGCUGACAGCACAGGCGAAGGGCCAGAGGACGCGGCUGCCCAUGGCCACAGUGCUGGCCUCCCCGCGAUUGUCCCCGGGGGGGAUGGGGACGAGGACGAGGAGGACACAGCCCCAGAUUCCGCGCUGGACACAUCCCUGGACAAGUCCUUCUCAGAGGAUGUGGUGACUGACUCCUCAGGGUCUGGCACCCUCCCCAGGGCCCGGGGCCGGGCCUCAAAGGGGCCAGGCAAGAGGAGGAAGAAGCGGCCCACCAGGGGCCAGGACGGCCUCAGGCCCAAGCCCAAAGCCAAGUGAGAGAGCCUGCAGGCCGCCAGCCUCCGCGCCACCAUGGGCCGCUGGAUAUGCUGCUGAGCGGGGCUUCUCUGGGGCCAGGCUGGGACGGGGCCCCUGGGAACCCAAAACUCCGUGCCUUACCCAGCCAGGGGCGGGGCCUCCCAGCCUUCCUGGGGUGUUGUGGCUGGGACCCCAACAGGCACUGGGGCCUGGCCAGCCUGGCACCCUCCUAGACCACCUGCACGCCCCCGGCCCCUCAUGGUCUACUUCCUAAAUGCCGAUGCCCGAGCCGACCCCGCAUGCACCGAGGCACCCGCCCACGCAGGGAGGGGUCGGGUAGCUGCAUCCCCUGGGGGUCCCUCUGAGCUUGCACCCCACUCUCCAGUGACCCGGCAUCCAGGUUCUUCUGGGGACAUCCCCUUGCAGACCCCUCCCCAUGAAGCCAUGGGAGCCAGGCAGAGCUGAAACCCCCACUGCCCCGUGAACAGGCCCCAGCUCUGCCCCCCAACCUGCUCAGCUGGGCAGGUGCCAAGCGUGGUUUUUAACCAAAAUAUGAUUACUUAUGCAUUUCUCCUGUUCUGUGGUGGCUGGUUGGGGGUAGGAGGGUGGGUCAGAGAACCCUAGGGCCUUGGGUAGAGGCCGACUGGCCAGCAGUGCCAUGGGCAGGCCAGGGUCCUCCUACUCAGCAUGUGGGUGCCCACCCACCCCCAGGUGUGUGCUCCCAAGCCUGGAGCUGGAGAGACUUGAACUAAUAAAGAACAAAGCUGGCCCAGCA
Messenger RNA from Equus caballus (horse), 4642 nucleotides. The record is from RefSeq and is a predicted model, not a curated record. NCBI's taxonomy places the organism in Eukaryota, Metazoa, Chordata, Mammalia, Perissodactyla, Equidae.